AUGGUGGGUAGGGCGGAUAAUGGGCGAGGGGCGGGUGGAGGGAGGGGAGGAGAAGGCGGAGGAGAGGGACAUGGGGGAGGUGGCACGGCUGUGGCCUUCCCAGCAGGUUCCCCAGCUGCUUCUCCAGCUGCAGAUGCCGCUGCUGCUGCUUGUCGGUCUGCCUCGUCGGUUGCUGCGGUCUUCUCACAGAUUCUACUAAGGAAGGGCGAGCGGGCGCUAGUGAGGGAAGGAGAUCGGGGAGCAAAGCGAGCAGGGGAGCGCACGAGGCGGGGCGAGAGGGCAGCACCAGCAGAUGAUCGGCGGUAUGGGCCAGGGGAGCGUGGGGGAGCAGGCGAGCGGGGAGGAAUGGGUGAGCGGGGAGGAGCAGGGGAGCGAGGGGGGAUUGGAGAGCGAGGAGGGAUAGGGGAGCGGGGAGGAGCGGGAGAGCAGGGAGGGGCGGGGGAGGCGGGGGCAGAGAGAGCAGGGGAAGGGGGAGGGGCACGGGGGCGCCGAGAGAGAACAUACGACUCCUCGCUAGGAGAGGGAGGAAAGGAGGAGGAAGGGUGGGAGUUGACAGCACUCAAGAACCUCUCGCAACGGGGAAACCUGUUAGAGGGAGGAGUUGAGGGUGACGCUUUAGAAGGUGAUUCGUUAGAAGGUGACCCGUUACAGGGUGACCCCUUACAGGGAGAGGUUUCAGCAGACGGGGGCGCUCGAGGGGAAAGAGGGGCCGCCUGGGGGGAGGAGUUGAGGGAAGACUCGAAGUCCCUGGGGGUGUGGGGCGACCACAGGGCGGUACUAUGUGAGCCGGCAGUGCGAGGGGAGGGUGUUACUGGGGAAGGUAGAUCUGGGGCAGGUGCAUUGAAAGCCUCUUCCAGCGGAUCUUCUGCUGCUGAAUUGGCAAGGGGGCGGAGGGAGGGCAGAUAUAGGGUCCUGCUGGCGUCAGCAGGUGCUAUGGAUGAGUCAUCGUGGGAGAAUGAUGAUGUCGGAAUGGAUGAUGACGUGGAAGGCGAUGGUGAUGACGUGGUUCUUCUGACUAUUGCAGUGGUGGCGGAAGGAGGAACAGAGUCAGGGGAAAUGGGGUCUUCCGCUUCAGGAACAGGAGAUAGGACAGGAGGAGGAAGUGGCAAAUGA
Messenger RNA from Closterium sp. Naga37s-1, 1113 nucleotides. The record is from the annotation of a GenBank genome assembly. NCBI's taxonomy places the organism in Eukaryota, Viridiplantae, Streptophyta, Zygnematophyceae, Desmidiales, Closteriaceae.